Molecule: messenger RNA, 730 nt
Organism: Setaria italica (foxtail millet)
Lineage: Eukaryota; Viridiplantae; Streptophyta; Magnoliopsida; Poales; Poaceae
Product: ras-related protein RABD1
Exons: 5
Coding region: 1-492 (163 amino acids)
Molecular function (GO): GTP binding; GTPase activity
Source: RefSeq, a predicted model, not a curated record
AUGGCGCAUGGUCACCAAGUGCAUGACAUAGCAACGCUGCAUGCGCGGGCUGCGGCGGCCGCGAAGCAGCAGCACGAGGAGUGGGACACAGCAGGCCAGGAAAGGUUCAGAACAAUUACAAGCAGUUACUACCGAGGAGCUCAUGGAAUCAUUAUCGUAUAUGACGUGACAGACAUGGAGAGCUUCAAUAACAUCAAGCAGUGGCUGAGUGAGAUUGAUAGGUAUGCCAGUGACAAUUUAUGCAAGCUUCUUGUUGGGAACAAGUGUGAUUUGGUCGACAGUAAGGUUGUUGAUACUGAAAAAGCAAAGGCAUUUGCGGAUUCGUUAGGAAUUCCCUUUAUCGAGACAAGUGCAAAGGAAUCCAUCAAUGUGGAGGAAGCUUUCCUAACCAUGUCAUCAGAAAUCAAGAAAAGGAUGGCAACCCAGACCCAACCUAGCGUGGAGAGGAGACCCACCGUCCACGUUCACAUGAAAGGGCAGCCAAUACAGUAGGAGAGCAGCUGCUGCUCGUCAUAGUCACGGGCUUUGUCAAAAGCAAGCAAGCAAGGGUAUACCUGCAGUGCUCCGUUCCUAUCAUCAGGGAGCACUUCAGUUUUGGUGAGUGGUUGGAGGGAUGUUGCGAGACUUUGUCCGAUCAAGAUAAUUGGAAGAAUGCACUGGAUGGAAUGGAGGAUACUAAAAACGUGUGUUGUUUUAGCUUUAUAGAUGUCCAUCUUUUAUACAGAUUAGA